AUGUUUCAAACUGGGCGCCUUGUUGUCUUCUGUGGGCUGCUGGCCCAGACCAUGGUCCUGCUGGAAGCCCUGCCCUUGCCCCCGGGCCAGACACUGCCCUUGCCUGUGACUCCAUCCCUGGCCUUGAGUCCCACAGAUCUUGCUGGAAGCUUGACAAGUGCUCUCAGCAAUGGCCUGCUCGCCAAGGAUCUAUUGGACAUUCUCGAAAACCUUCCGCUCUUGGACACCCUGAAGACUGGAGGGAACUCUCCCAGUCGCCAGCGGGGGGGCCUACUUGGGAAAGUGCCCUUACUGACUCCUCUCCUGAACAACAUCGUUGAUUUGAAGAUCACUGAUCCCCAGCUGCUGGAACUUGUCCUCCUGAAGAGCCCUGAUGGCCAUCGUCUCUAUGUCACCAUCCCUCUGGCCAUGGUCCUCAGUGUGAAAAUGCCCUUGGUUGGAAGUCCAUUGAAGCUGGCUGUGAAGCUAAACAUCACUUCAGAACUCUUAGCUGUGAAAGAUGAACAGGAGAAGUUCUACAUCGUCCACUGCAACUGCACUUUCUCCCCUGGCAGCCUGCAAAUCUCCCUGCUUGACGGGUUGGGCGCCCUCCCCAGUGCAAGCCUUAUUGACAACAUCACUGGGAUGUUGGGUAAUGUCCUUCCUGGGCUGGUGCAGGGCCAGGUGUGCCCUCUGGUCAUUGAGGCUCUCGAUCACUUGGACGCCACUCUAGUACAUUCCACUGUCAACGCACUGAUGUAUGGGCUGGAAUCAAAUUCUCAGCCUUCCGGGAAGGGACCUGGCCUGUGCUGA
Messenger RNA from Globicephala melas (long-finned pilot whale), 792 nucleotides. RefSeq names its product BPI fold containing family A member 1 (gene BPIFA1). Gene Ontology annotation, biological process: immune response in nasopharyngeal-associated lymphoid tissue; innate immune response; surfactant homeostasis. The record is from RefSeq and is a predicted model, not a curated record. Gene Ontology annotation, molecular function: lipid binding. Lineage: Eukaryota; Metazoa; Chordata; Mammalia; Artiodactyla; Delphinidae.